Messenger RNA from Klebsormidium nitens, 8751 nucleotides. NCBI's taxonomy places the organism in Eukaryota, Viridiplantae, Streptophyta, Klebsormidiophyceae, Klebsormidiales, Klebsormidiaceae. The record is from the annotation of a GenBank genome assembly.
AUGGACGGCUCCUCGGCGCCGCCUCCCGCCAGGAAGCCGCCACCGCUGCAAGCGCAUGAGGCAGACUCUGCCGCCAAGGCAGAUACGAAAGAGCUCGCUUCUCCAUCUAGAACCAAGAGUAGACCAGCUAGAAAGGAGGAGAGCUCAGUCUCCAAUGGGGAGCAGCAAUUGGCAGCCAGCUCUAGAACAGAUGGCUUGCAGCAGGAAAGGAGCUCAAAGCUGGGAAGUCCUAGAGCUGGCCCGUCACCGGCGUUCCAUGCCGCCAGGUUUGCAACCAUCAAGCUCGGGGCCUUGCAGAAUGGUGGGACAAAGGCACCGAGCAGUCCGGAAGCAAAGAAGGAUCAUUCAACACAUGAGGAUCCACCACAUAAUGAUGAUGAAGCGGUGUUUGCCCACCGGAGGUUGCCAGUGCCUGCUCUCAGCGCCCAUCCAGACCCCCCCUCAAGAGUGGCAAGUGGGAAUGCUUCCCCGCGCAAGCCUGCUAAGUUGUACAGCACAAAUGCAAGGCCGGAUGCAGAGCAGGGAGCCAUGCCGGACGCAGCUACCACUAGCGGCCGGGCUCGGAGCGCCUCCAUAGGUGAGGCCCACGAAGGAUUUUUUUUUGCAAAGGUCGGUGUGCACCAGGCGGGGGGGUUUGACGAAAAGAGGCCAGCACCAAGCCCAGGAUCUGGGCAGCUUGAGUCACCAAGUAAACGGCGGGCCAAAGUGAUAGAACCACUGGGGGGGGAGAUAGUGGAAGGGUGGUCAGACACCGUGGGUAGCGGUGAGGGGCUGAGCCCAAAGCGGGCGCCAUCAAGAUCUCCAAAACGGGUAGAAAGCUCUCCUUUGGAUGGGUUGGUGGUUCCGAGGGUAAGAGCGGGUUCCGCAGGUGGCGCAGGUGCCCCAAAUGGCAUUGCGGCAGUUACGGCGGGGCUGCGGGUUUUGCGCAACAUGCGGCGGGGAGCGUCGCCGAGGAAAGAGGCGCCGGCGGAAGGGCAAAUCCUGAAUGAGGCGCUUUCUGAGCAGCAGGAGCGCAGGACGGCAUUGGGUGCGGCAAGUCAGCAUGUACGCUCUGGGGAAGAUCCUGCGGCAACGGGGAGGACCGAUAUCUUGGCGGGGGUGGUAGCAUUGGAAGAGGUCAGCGCAAAGGAGUCAGUACCCAUCAGGGUGGAAAGUGCCAAAAGGGCACAUGGCGACCAAAGUAGAGAGGGUGCUCCGUCGGCCGGGAGCACCACUUCAGUGUCUUCAUCACACGCUGGCGCUAGCUCUUCUGCUGCGGCACAAAGAAAUGCGCCCCCCUCAGCAGCCCUCGUACUAAAAGAGGCACCUAAGAUUGCACCAGCAAAGACUCUUGGUCAUGCAGACGGUGUGCCUCCCAAAACACCGCACCCCAUUGUUCCUCAAAAACCAGCCUUAAACCUACGAGGAGGCCGGAUUGAUGCAGACCCUUCUCAAGCACCGCCAAAGCAUUCUUCCGAAACUCCACACGUUGCCCCUCCCUCCUCCGCCACUUCUAGAGCCAGUACAUCACCCCAGCAAGCAGCAAGUGCCGCAAUCCAGGUACAAAGGUCGGGCGACUCUUUCAGCCUUUGGGCUCAGCCCCCCGCCAUCCCCAGCAGUCCCCCCCUUUCCCGCGGAAACUCCCGUCCCCGUUCCCCGCAACUGUCACGGCUGUCGAGCAAGAACCUUUCGGACUCUGCCGGGAGUCCACCUCACUCCCAACUUACGGCAACGUCAAACGGAGUGGGCCCAUCCGAUGCGGCCCCUGUUCGUAGCAGCAGGCAAUCGGGGCCGUCGGGCCGAGGCUUAGAGCAGGAGCCAGGCUUGCUGCCGAUCGCUUCGCCUGAGAUGCCGAAGUUCCAUCUUCCGAGGGUGCGGGUACACGCACCCGGGAAGGUGAAGAAAGACACGUCAGCAUCAGAAGCCAAGACACAAGACGCGAGUCAAGGUGAGGACUCGUCGACCGGGCAGUUCCAGCGGGUCUCGAGCGGGAAGCGCGCGCCGCGGCGGAGCUCGUUCGCGUUCAACCCCAGCGGCAAUUUUCCCGGGAUUACGGAUAGCAUGGAGAUCGGAGUGGAGGUCACGUCGCAGAACCAGAGCGGGGUGUUCACAUUCGAGCCGCAGCGUCGGCCGUCCGAUUCGGACGCUUACACUUUAGACCGGGGGAGCAGCGGACGAUCUGAGGGGAUGCCUGGGGACGUCCCCACGGUUUCCGGCACAAAGCCAGGCCGGUCGGCAUUUCGGCGAAGGUCCGACCGGGCCAGCGAUGCGUCGCAAGAUGAACGGUCGGAAAGGACCGUGCGGUUCAGUCAAGACAGCGACGGGGGAGAAGGCACCGCGCAGGCCACGCCGCGGACGGCGCAGCUGCUGGCGCGGUACCACCAGAAGCCGGCAACGAGGAACUUCGCGAUGCAGACGGAGGACUUCAGCAAGAGCCUGUUCUUCCUGGAGGCGACCAACCCGUUCCGCAUGCUCUGCCGGCGCGUGGUGGAGCACCGGUUCUUCAGCCACGUGAUGCUGGUGUGCAUUUUGGGCAGCUGCGUCGACAUGGCCACAUACAGCCCCACGCAGGCGGAGACGUCGCACCGAAACAUGCUCGUGCGCCGCAUCGACAUCGGCUUCAUUGCCGUCUUCUUCCUCGAAAUGGGCCUCAAGAUCGUCGCAUACGGCUUCCUUCUCAACCCGACGGCGUACCUGCGGUCCCCUCUCAACGUGCUGGACUUCAUUCUCACAUGGGCCAGCUUGGUCGUGCUGCUCCCGACCGGCGGCCGCGCCCUACCGCUCGGCUUCCUGCGCGUGCUGCGCGUUGUGCGCGUGCUGCGGCCGCUGCGCACCGUGAGCGCGUCCCCCACCAUGCGCGUGCUGGUGGGGACAGUCUUCAGCUCCCUGCCGCGCCUCGGGAACGUCUCGCUCCUCCUCUGCUUCUUCCUCACCUUCUUCGGCAUCAUGGGCGUGCAGCUUUUCGGGGGAUCCCUCGACCGCCAGUGCGUGGACGCCUCAGGGGCUUUCACCGACGGCCGGCGGUGCAGCGGCCAGGACAAGCCCUGGGCGCACAUGUGUCCCCCGGGCACCUCCUGCGAGCACACUGGCCACUGGCCCUGCGAAAACCUGACGUCAUUCUCGAACCUGCCGCGCGCGGCGAUUGUCCUGUUCGAGGCGAUCUCGCUCGAGGGCUGGUCCGAUAACAUGUACGCAACAGUGGAGGCGGAGGGCGUCUGGGCGGUGUUCUACUGGAUUACCGUGGUGGUCUUUGGUGCUUUCGCUAUCAUGAACUUGGCCCUUGCCGUUGUGUACGACAACUUCAAGAAGCGGAAGCAAGAGGAACACGUCAAGGCGGAAAACAUGAGGCGGAUGCGCAUCGAAACACGGGCCCUCAACAGCACGCCCCGGCAUCCCCCGAGGAGUCCCUUGUGGAACGCGCUGCGCUCGCCCAAGCAGGCCUUCGACAGCUUUCGACAGCGCUUUCGAAAGUCUAGCCAAAAGUCCUUGUCGUCGAAGUCGAUUGCAAACGCGCACGACCAACUUGCUCCCGGGACCCCCUCCUACUCCUCCCACUUCCGGCAAACGGACGAACUAGAGGAGACCGAAACAAUCGAGGAGCGAGUGUCGUGGAAGCAUCGGAUCCGGCACCGGCUGUUCUUGGUGCGGAGAAAGUGGCGGAGAAUGCGGAGGGAUUUGCGGGUGACGUUAGCGCGGCCGCGAGUCGACAUCGGCUUCAUUCUGGUGGUGGUUUUCAAUCUGCUGGUGCUCGCGCUGCGCUACGAGGGCGCGCCGCGCAAGCUGCGAAGCGCGAUCAACGGAGUUGACCUCGCGUGCACGAUCGUGUUCCUGCUGGAGACCAGCCUGCGCGCGCUCGCGCACGGCCCGGUGCCCUUCUGCCGCGACCCGUUCACCGCCUUCGACGGCGCGAUGUUCGUCAUGGCGCUCGUCGACUUCGGCACGAGCGGCCGCGUCAUCCACAACGUGGCGUCCAUGCGCACGUUCCGCGUUUUGCGGGUCUUCCAGCUGGCGGGCCAGUGGCCGUCGCUGGCCAUCUUCCUGUCGUCCGUCUUCAGCGCGCUGCGCGCGGUGCGCCCGUUCGCGUUCCUGCUGCUGCUCUUCAUCCUAGUUAGCGCGCUGCUGGGGAUGCAGAUCCUGGCGGGCAAGCUCAGCUUCCCGGACGGCGAGCCGCGCUCCAAUUACGACAACUUCUUCUGGGCAUGCCUUACCACCUUCCAGGUGAUUGCAAACUACAACUGGAACGACGUGCUUGCGUCCGCGGUCCGCGGCAUCGGCUGGUGGGCGGCGCCCUACGUCAUCUUCGUACACGUGGCCGGCGGAACGAUCCUGCUGAACCUGCUGCUGGCCAUUCUUAUCGAGUCGUUCGAGGAGAACACCCAGCGGGAGCAGCUCCUCAGCGGAGAGCUUCGGAAGAAGUUUCUCUCCGCGGGCAUGGCCCUCAAGCAGAAGAUGGCGCGCUUUCGCGCGCGCGCGCACAAGAUGCGCUCCACUAACAACCUCCUCCGCGGCAAGAGCGCCGACGUGAGCGAGCCGAUCUCCCCCAAAACCCUCGCGACCAUGUUGUCUCCGCGCGCGUUUCUGCGGCGCAUCCGCGACCAGAGCGCGCACAAGCCGGCCGCGGCUGACGCGGCUCGUGACCUUCUUUCGCCACCCGAGCCCCCAAGUCCGACGUCAGCAGCGGCUAAAGACGCGAAAUCAAAAGUCAAGAAUGAGAUGCAGCUAGCGUUCCCGUUGUCGGCUUCGCUCCGUGGCCUCCCCAUCGACCCUGAAGUGUUCGAUUCCGCCGGAAGCACCCCCCUAAACACCGGACUGAAUUCUCUGGCCGCCACCCCUCCCAUCAGCCCCCAAGCCAGCGCCCGGUUUGACCCGGGGGACUUGGCUAGAAUCAUAAAAGAAGGUAAAAGCGAGCGGAAAGGAAAUCACACGCGGUUCCGGCCGGAAGACAAGAGCGCGCUCGCGAACGCUUUGCCGCAGCUCGCGGCCGGCCACGAGCGGCGCAAGUCAAGGAUGACGUCAUCGCAGGAAGGCAUGACGUCGUCAUCGGCGGCCGCGCUCGCCGCGUGCGCCAAGCUGGGCAUCGACCUGGCGAAGCCCAUGGACCUCAGCGCCACGUGGCGAGCGGGGAGCCGCUUGAAGGGGCGAAAGGGGGGGCCCGGGUUUUCAACCGAGGGGCAAAACGGGGUCGACUCGCUCUCCCCCCGUGCUGCGUCGUCUCUUUUGACGGGGCAGUCUGACAGCGCCCUUGACCUGGACGCCGAAAGUUUCCCCAACUCCUCUCGGGUGACGCCGCAAUCAGACGAGCCCGCGUCAUCAUCGGGCUCGGGAGAUCUUCCCGAGGAUCCCCCCAGUUCCGCCGUUCCGAGGGGCCUUCGGGGACGGAAGCAGCGGACGGCUCGGUUCGUAGCGGGACUUAACACUGUUUCCUUUCAGAAGGUGGUGUCACCGCCCCCGUCAGGCGAAGUGUCAAAAAUGGAAAUAUUGCCGGUUCCCAACCUGCCCCGACUGCACAUGCCGGGAGCGAAGGUGACGUCAGCCGACGGGAAGGGCGCGCGCGCGCUGCAGCGGAGCGCGUCUUCGCCGCACAUCAUGCUCCGCCCGGCGAAGGGAGGCCACACAAAGGCGACGGAGAAGCGGAGGCUGACUCGGAGGCUGAGCAUCACCGCUCUCAUGAAACCGAAAGUGCAGUGGAAGAGUCUGAUCCGUCUGAUCGAUCAGCGGCCGCUGAAGAAACCGUCGCUCGCGCGCCACCUGUCGUUCGCCCACAUCCCUUCUUUACACCUGCGCUCGGACCCCAUCACGAUCCUGGCCAGAAAGGCGACACGUGGCAGGGAGAAGGGCCCUCUCCGCAGGGGGUCGAGCAAAGCCUUCUUCCUACUCAAGGACCAGCACCCCCUCCGGAUAAAGAUUCACCAGCUCAUUGUAGAUAAGCGGUUCACGAGGCUGGUGCCAGCUGUCGUGGUUGUGAGCACUUUCAUCCUGAUGGCUGACCGGCCGACCAUGCGCGAGGGCGGCCGCGAGUGGAGGGCGAUCGUUCUGAUGGACGCUGUGUUUGCGGCGCUUUUCACGACCGAGGUGCUGCUCAAGAUGACGGCGUUGGGCGUCCUCUUUGAGCCGGGUGCGUAUCUGAGGGAUCCCUGGAACGUUCUGGACGCGCUUUGUACGUUGACCACUCUCAUCAGCGUCGCGGCGAAGAACCGGUGGCCGCUGCUGCACGUCUUCCGAGUCUUCCGGGCGCUGAGGCUGGCGCAGACCGCCCCGGGGCUCAGGAUGGUGGCCGCGGCCCUGCUGGGCGCGUUCCGCGCGAGCACGAGCGUGGUAAUGAUUGGCGCCGUCAUCUUUUUGGUGUUCGCCACGCUGGGGGUCCAGAUCUUCGGCGGCGCCUUUUCCAUGUGCACCGACCCGGACGUCCAACUGCGCGCGGACUGCGCGGGCGUGGACGCGUACAAUAAAACGCGCGAGUGGGUCAAUUCGGUGCCCUACACGUUUGACAACCUGGGCGCUUCUGCUUUGACUCUUUUCGAGCUGAGCACGACGGAGAAUGCCAACUACCUGAUGUACCCGGGAAUGGACAGCGUGGCCAUCGACCACGCGCCGAUCCUCAACUACCGGCCCUACGCGUCGCUCUUCUUUAUCGCAUUCAUCGCCAUCGGCUCGCUCUUCCUCAUCAACCUCUUCGUAGGUAUCGUCAUCGAGAGCUUCGGCAACAUUAAGAAGGACAAAGAGAUCGAGGGCCUCACCCCCAUGCAGCAAGAGUGGGUCGAGACCCAAAAGGCCAUCGAGAAAAUGCGCUCGCACGCCGCGCUGCGCCCGCCCGCGAAGCGCUCCCCCGCGCGCGCGCUGCGCGCGUCCUUCUUCAACCUGGUCCAGCACCCGUACUUCGACCGCGCGUUCGCGGCCGCGAUUGCGCUGAACCUGGUCAUCCUGUGCACGCAAGAGGUGCCCCCCGGCGCGCGCACGCGCGCGCUCGCGCGGUACUCCGGCUGGAUCUUCGCGGGGGUGUUCUCGGCGGAGGUCGCCGCGAAACUGCUCGGGUUGGGCGUCCGCCAGUUUUUCCAGCACCGGUGGAACUUAUUUGACCUGGUGAUUCUAGUCAUGACCUUCACCGGGGAGGCCAUGGGCGCGCGGCCGGGCGCGCCGCUCGUGCGGUGCUUCCGGGUGCUCAGAAUGCUCAAGCUGGCCAGGCAAGCCGCCGCGAGACGAUUCAAUUUGACGCACCACGGGUUGAACAAGCUGCUCAAGUCGCUGGUGUCCGCGCUGCCCAACCUGUACUCCGUCGGCAGCCUGCUCCUGCUCCAGCUGUACAUCUUCGCCAUCUUCGGCGUUGCGCUCUUCGGCCACGUGCCGCCCGACGGGCCGCUGGAGUCCAUGACGUCACUCAUCAACUUCACGACGUUCCCGUACAGCCUGCUGGUGAUGUUCAAGAUGCUGACGGGCGAGAACUGGAACUUCAUCAUGCACGACUGCAUGGUCGUCACGUGGCUGGCCGUGCCGUUCUUCGUGACGUUCGUGGUGCUGGGCCAGUUCGUGCUGCUCAACCUAGUGAUCGCCAUCAUCAUCGAGGCCUUCAGCGAGGUCGAGGACGAGGACUCCCGGGUGGUGAACACUGUGGUCCUCCGCAAGUUCGACGCGGUGUGGACGCGGCACGACCCGACCGCGACCGGUUGGAUCACCCCCGAGCAGUUGUACCUGCUGCUGACGGACCUGGGGGAACCCCUCGGGGUGAAACGCGCGGACGAGAACGCGCUGCGCCCGAGCCCGAGCGCGGUCCUGCCGCUCGCGAGCAAAAUGAACAUUCCCAUCUUCAGCCGCGGGGUGCCGUACGAUCUGGUGCUGCAUUCGCUGGUGACGAUCGCGUUUGUGGCGGCGAACAGCAAGAGGCUGGGGGCCAGCAUUUUCAACACGCAGUGGUGCGAGUACCAAGCGGAGAAGCGUCUGCGCCGUCUGUUGCACAACAAGCUGCAGUCCCCACGGCGCAAGUUCUUCAACGCGCUGCCCAAAAGGCUGCAGGCGCUGGAGAAGAAGAAGAACCAUGACCCGGCCAAGAUCAUGAAGACCAUGUCCGUCUCCAAGGCCAUUGCGGCCAUGACCAUCCAGGCCCAUGCUCGGGGGAUUGUGACCCGCAUCCGGCUGCGCAAGCAGGGGUUGAUGCCCCUCACCCCGAUGAACUCCCCCAUGCUCCGGGCCGAAAAUGACGUCUCGGCCGGGGCUUUUGGCCGCUCACUCCGUCCGGGGGGCAUCCAGACCGCGCUCAGUGCCCCCCCGAAACAGCUGGGCGCGUCGGCGUUCCUGAUGAGCAGCGUGUCGUCGGUCGCGCGCGGCGGGCCCGCGCGCGCGCAGAGCGAGGCGUCGGGGCUGCUGAAAAGCUUGCGAAGCUCUGCGGAACUGCUCCCGGGGGAAAGACCCGCCCGGGGGCUCGCCCGGGGGACGAGCGACGUGGCCGGAUUACUGGAACGAACCAGCGGCGAUUUAGGAAGGUCGCGGACUGUCCAUUUUGCGGUUGGGCAUCCGCCGGGCGUAAAUCCGAGUCCCGAGGAAGGAUCGCCCCGAAACAAACCGGGUGAAACUACCGAAUCGAUGGACUCGGUUUGGAAGCGGCUGAAUCAUUCUUUGCCCCCGGGGGGGAAUUAUGUCCGGAGGGUGAGCGGUCGGCAGAGACGCGUGUCGUUUGAGGAGCCGGAAGACGAGAAGGCGGAAAUUUCCGACGACAGAAUCGUUGCGGUUGAAGAGGCGGAGGGGUUCGUGUUUGAUGCCCACGCAUCUCAUGCGCGCUAG